UAAUCGCUUUGCUUCGAAACAGUUAAGAUAAAGUUAAGUUAAAAUGGGUGAUGCUCCUGCUGAACCAAAAAAAGAGAAUGUUGCUAAAGACAAACAAGCUAAGUCAGCAGAUCCUGAGCCCGUUCUCGAUUAUGAAGCACUGAAAGAUUUGGACAUAGCCAAAGACCAAUUAAAAAUGUUGAAGACCAUUUUUGAUUCAUUCGAUUUGGAGAAAAGUGGAGAAAUUGCAGUCGAUAUGAUCGGCCAAAUAUUGGACAUGUUAGGAAAUCAGCUUUCACCCGAAGAACUACAGAAAAUUAUCCAAGAAAUUGAUGAAGAUGGCAAUGGAGUAAUGAGUUUUAACGAGUUUGCCCACCUGGCAGCCAGAUUCUUGGUUGAGGAGGAGGAGGACACCGAACAAAUAUUGAAAGAACUCAAAGAUGCGUUCAGAUUAUACGACAAAGAAGGACUUGGAUACAUCACCGUCGAUUUAUUGAGGGAAAUAUUGAAAGAACUCGACGAAAAAAUGACGCCUUCAGAUCUAGAACAAAUGAUUGAGGAGAUAGACACAGAUAAAUCUGGGACGGUCGAUUGGGAAGAGUUCAAAGCAAUGAUGAUCGGUUAGGACGGUUUUGAUUUAGCAUCGUAGGCAAUUAGAAAACAGUGAUAAAAUGACUCAAGUGGAAUUUAAUUCUGGACCUGACGUUGUGCCAGAACAUUUACACGACUGGCACUAAAAUUGAAUCGAAGACAAUUGUCGCAGUCUAUCUAUAGUUUUUAUUAUUUCUGGGUGUGGACAUUUAAUUUAAUCCUAUUUAAUUCAUCGUCGAUUAUUAUUAUUUACAAUUAACUUCCCCUUACUCUCACACUGUUACUUUAAUUGUGCACAAAAUCUUAUAUUAUACAUAUAUACAAUAAAACCAAAUGAUGAUUAA
Molecule: messenger RNA, 914 nt
Organism: Aethina tumida (small hive beetle)
Lineage: Eukaryota; Metazoa; Arthropoda; Insecta; Coleoptera; Nitidulidae
Product: troponin C, isoallergen Bla g 6.0101
Exons: 6
Coding region: 44-604 (186 amino acids)
Molecular function (GO): enzyme regulator activity; calcium ion binding
Source: RefSeq, a predicted model, not a curated record